UGACCGCACCCACCUCUUUGCACUUCGAAAGUCCUACGUCCGCCGAUAUACCCUGCAAAUCAAACCUUUUCCCACAUCAUCGAACGCCAUGUCUACCGCUGCUCGUCGCCGACUGAUGCGAGACUUCAAGCGCAUGCAAACGGAUCCUCCUGCUGGCGUCUCAGCUUCACCUAUAGCCGAUAAUGUGAUGACCUGGAACGCAGUCAUUAUCGGGCCUGCGGAGACUCCAUUUGAAGAUGGAACCUUCCGCCUGGUAAUGCACUUUGAGGAGGCAUAUCCAAAUAAACCGCCAGGCGUUAAGUUCAUCAGCCAAAUGUUCCAUCCGAACGUGUAUGGCACCGGCGAGCUUUGCCUUGACAUCCUACAAAACCGCUGGAGCCCAACAUACGACGUUGCUGCCAUCUUGACAAGUAUUCAAAGCCUACUCAACGACCCAAACACCUCCUCGCCCGCAAACGUUGAAGCGUCAAACCUAUACAAAGACAACCGCAGGGAAUACACGAAGCGCGUUCGCGAGACAGUGGAGAAGAGCUGGGAGGAUUGAAGCAACGCUUAGAUGAGCCAGAGUAGACUCUCUGGAUAAGCGGAUGGCUCGCAUCCCUGCUGACUGUGAUGGGUUUCUUCUCUGGAGUACAUGCGGCAUAUGGAGUAGCGGUUUAUACCAGUUCACGAUGUAUCUUAUUACAUGAUUACUUUGUGGUUCGGCACAGCGAGGCGUUUGGGAUUCAUUCAGUACUUUGGCCACGCUUAGCCCUAUGCUGGCCACCUUUGUGAUUUAUUACAUUCACUUGUGCAUAGCUAGCUGUUGGAUAG
Messenger RNA from Aaosphaeria arxii CBS 175.79, 813 nucleotides. Its product is annotated as ubiquitin-conjugating enzyme E2 2. The record is from RefSeq and is a predicted model, not a curated record. The coding region runs from base 89 to 544 and encodes 151 amino acids. Lineage: Eukaryota; Fungi; Ascomycota; Dothideomycetes; Pleosporales. Gene Ontology annotation, cellular component: HULC complex. The transcript is spliced from 4 exons. Gene Ontology annotation, biological process: DNA repair; proteasome-mediated ubiquitin-dependent protein catabolic process; protein polyubiquitination. Gene Ontology annotation, molecular function: ubiquitin conjugating enzyme activity.